Gallus gallus (chicken) is the source of this 4278-nucleotide messenger RNA. RefSeq lists its product as uncharacterized. The coding region runs from base 1 to 1095 and encodes 364 amino acids. The transcript is spliced from 2 exons. NCBI's taxonomy places the organism in Eukaryota, Metazoa, Chordata, Aves, Galliformes, Phasianidae. The record is from RefSeq and is a predicted model, not a curated record.
AUGGGGUCACCUCAAUGGGAUCACCUCAAUGGGGUCACCAUAAUGGGGUCCCCUUAUGGGGUACUUUCUAUGGGGUCACCUCAAUGGGGUCACCUCAAUGGGGUCCCCUUUUUGGGAUCCCUUCAAUGGGGUCACUACAAUGGGGUCACCUCAAUGGGGUCACUACAAUGGGGUCCUCUCUAUGGGGUCACCAUAAUGGGGUCACUACAAUUGGGGUCACCACAAUGGGGUUUCCUUUAUGGGGUCCUCUCAAUGGGGUCCCUUUUUUGGGGUCCUCUCUAUGGGGUCACCAUAAUGGGGUCACCUCAAUGGGGUCACCUCAAUGGGGUCCCCUUUAUGGGGUCCCCUUUCUGGGGUCGCCAUAUUGCGGUCACCUCAAUAGGGUCCCCUUUAUGGGGUCGCCAUAUUGCGGUCACCUCAAUAGGGUCCCCUUUAUGGGGUCACUACAAUGGGGUCACCACAAUGGGGUCACUACAAUUGGGGUCACCUCAUUGGGGUCCCCUUUUUGGGGUCCCUUCUAUGGGGUCACCUCAAUGGGGUCCCCUUUAUGGGGUCAUCAUAAUGGGGUACCUUCUAUGGGGUCCCCUUUUUGGGGUCACCAUAAUGGGGUCACUACAAUGGGGUCCUCUCUAUGGGGUCACCAUAAUGUGGUCCCCUUUAUGGGGUCACUACAAUGGGGUCACCUCAAUGGGGUCCCCUUUUUGGGGUCCCCUCUAUGGGGUCACCUCAAUGGGGUCCUCUCUAUGGGGUCACCACAAUGGGGUCACUACAAUUGGGGUCACCACAAUGGGGUUUCCUUUAUGGGGUCCUCUCAGUGGGGUCCGCUUUAUGGGGUCACCACAAUGGGGUCACUGCAAUGGGGUCACUGCAAUGGGGUCACCACAAUGGGGUCUCCAUAAUGGGGUCACUACAAUGGGGUCACCACAAUGGGGUCCCCUUUAUGGGGUCACCACAAUGGGGUCACCUCAAUGGGGACAUCUUUAUGGGGUCACCACAAUGGGGUCACUGCAAUGGGGUCCAUUCUAUGGGGUCACCACAAUGGGGUCCUCUCUAUGGGGUCCCCUUUAUGGUGUCACCACAAUGGGGUCACCAUAAUGGGGUCACCAUAAUGGGGUCCCCUUUAUGGGGUCACCACAAUGGGGUCACUACAAUGGGGUCCCCUUUAUGGGGUCCCCCUUUUUGGGGUGCCCUCAUUGGGGUCACCACUUUGCACGCUUAUGGUGAAGGACUCACGCAUUGCACGGCACACGUGUGCAACGCGGGUGUGAAAUGAAGGUCUUGUGCAGGGCACUUGUGCAACGAGGCACUUGUGCAACGCACGGGGUCGUGCAAGGAAGCACUUGUGCAAUGCACGAUGCUGCUUUGCACGGAGGCUCUUGUGCAUUGCACGGCGCUGCAUGCUGCAUACGGACGUGCAACAACACGCUUGUGCAACACGUAGCGCCGUGCAACGCACACUCAUUUGCACUGCGUGCUUUGCACGGCGGCCCUCUUUGCACGGCAGCCCCCGUGCAAUGCACGCUGGAGGACUUUUGCAGCGUGCAAUGGUGUGCAAUGCAGCAGCUGUUGCACGGCAGCCCUCGUGCAAGGCAUGGGGUGGGGGUGUGCAACGCCCCUCCGUGUGCAACAUCCCCUCGUGCAACGCCGUGUGGCCAUCGUGAGCUCCGGGUGGGCGUGCAAGAGGUGGACGUGGAAGGAAGCCCGGAUCCUCGUGCGACGGCGUCCCCUUGUGCAACGAACGGUGGCUCCAGUGCAACGGUGGCCUCGUGCAACGAUGGUCCUUGUGCAACACCAGAUCUUGUGCGACGUGGGAGCUCGUGCAACACCUGACCUCGUGCACAUGGGGCCUCGUGCAACAUGGAGCCUUGUGCAACGCCAGAUCUUGUGCAACAUGGGGCCUCAUGCAUCAGUGGUCCUUGUGCAACACGGGGCCUCGUGCAACAUGGAGCCUCGUGCAACGUGGGGCCUUGUGCAAUGCUGGUCUCUGGGCAACAUGGGGCCUCGUGCAACGCCAGUACUUGUGCAACAUGGGGCCUUGUGCAACAUGGAGCCUCGUGCAACGACAGAUCUUGAGCGACGUGGGGCCUCGUGCAACAGCAGAUCACAUGCAACGCAGGGCCUCGUGCAGCACCGGUCCUUGUGCAACGCAGAGUCACGUGCAACGCCAGAUCUCGUGCAACAGGGAGCCUCAUGCAUCAGUGGUCCUUGUGCAACACGGGGCCUUGUGCAACGUGGAGCCUCGUGCAACAACAGAUCUUGAGCGACGUGGGGCCUCGUGCAACGCCAGAUCUCGUGCAACACGGGGCCUCGUGCAGCGCUGGUCCUUGUGCAAUGCGGGGCCUCGUGCAACAACAGAUCUUGUGCAACAUGGGGCCUCAUGCAACGCCAGAUCUCGUGUAACGUGGGGCCUUGUGCAACACCAGAUCUCGUGCAACAUGGAGCCUUGUGCAACACGGGGCCUCGUGCAGCGCUGGUCCUUGUGCAAUGCGGGGCCUCGUGCAACAACAGAUCUUGUGCAACAUGGGGCCUCACGCAACGCCAGAUCUCGUGUAACGUGGGGCCUUGUGCAUCACCGGUCCUUGUGCAACGCAGAGCCUUGUGCAACACCAGAUCUUGAGCGACGUGGGACCUCGUGCAACGCCAGAUCUCAUGCAACACGGGGCCUCGUGCAGCGCUGGUCCUUGUGCAAUGCGGGGCCUUGUGCAACAUGGGGCCUCGUGCAACAUAGGGCCUCGUGCAACACCAGAUCUUGUGCAACAUGGGGCCUCAUGCAUCAGUGGUCCUUGUGCAACACGGGGCCUCGUGCAACACCAGAUCUUGAGCGACGUGGGACCUCGUGCAACACCAGAUCUUGUGCAACGCGGGGCCUUGUGCAACAUGGAGCCUCGUGCAACACCGGUCCUUGUGCAACACGUGUGGGGCCUCGUGCAACAGCAGAUCUCGUGCAACACGCGGCCUCAUGCAGCGCUGGUCCCUGUGCAACACGGGGCUUCGUGCAACAUGGAGCCUCGUGCAGCAAGGGGCCUCCUGCAACGCUGGUCCUUGUGCAACAUGGGGCCUCGUGCAACACCAGAUCUCGUGCAACGCUGGUCCUUGUGCAACACCAGAUCUUGAGCGACGUGGGACCUCGUGCAACACCAGAUCUCGUGCAACGGGGAGCCUCAUGCAUCACCGUUCCUAGUGCAACACGGGGCCUCGUGCAACAACAGAUCUUGAGCGACAUAGGGCCUCGUGCAACACCAGAUCUCGUGCAACAGGGAGCCUCCUGCAUCACCAUUCCUAGUGCAACACGGGGCUUCGUGCAACAUGGAGCCUCGUGCAAUGCUGGUCUUUGUGCAACGCGCGGCCUCGUGCAACAUAGGGCCUCGUGCAACAACAGAUUUUGAGCGACAUGGGGCCUCGUGCAACACCAGAUCUCGUGUAACGUGGGGCCUUGUGCAACACCGGUCCUUGUGCAACGCAGAGCCACGUGCAACACCAGAUCUUGAGCGACAUGGGACCUCGUGCAACACCAGAUCUCGUGCAAUGCGGGGCCUCGUGCAAUGCUGGUCUUUGUGCAACGCGGGGCCUCGUGCAACAUAGGGCCUCGUGCAACAACAGAUCUCGUGCAACAUGGGGCCUCGUGCAACACCUGAUCUCGUGUAACGUGGGGCCUCAUGCAUCACUGGUCCUUGUGCAACGCGGGGCCUCGUGCAACAUGGAGCCUUGUGCAACAACAGAUCUCGUGCAACGUGGGGCCUCGUGCAGCGCUGUUCCUUGUGCAACGCGGGGCCUCAUGCAACACCAGAUCUCGUGCAACGUGGGCCUUGUGCAACACCGGUCCUUGUGCAAGGCAGGACCUCCUGCAGCACCAAACCUCGUGCAACGGGGGGCCUUGUGCAACACCAGACCUUGUGCAACGCUGGGCCUCGUGCAACACACCCUCGUGCAGCUGCAAAACGUGUGAGAGGCACAAACACUCCGCGGCUCCGUGCAACACGGGGCCUCGUGCAACGGACACGUGCAACGUGCAGCUGCCCUCACACUCGGACUCGUGCUCGGGCCUCGUGCGCCUCGGACUUGUACACGCCGUGCAACGGACUUGUGAGGUGCGGGGCCUCGUGCAAGAACUUCGUGUGAUGCAGGGCCUUUUGCAACUGUAUUGUGCAACACAGGGACUUGUGCAACGCUAUGGUGCACGCGGGGUCUUGUGCAACGCUAUGGUGCAACAGGGGGUCUUGUGCAAGGCAAUGGUGCAACAACGCUGGGCCUUGUGCAACUGUAUUGUGCAACACUAUG